Molecule: messenger RNA, 994 nt
Organism: Patiria miniata (bat star)
Lineage: Eukaryota; Metazoa; Echinodermata; Asteroidea; Valvatida; Asterinidae
Product: elongation of very long chain fatty acids protein 6-like
Exons: 2
Coding region: 1-807 (268 amino acids)
Biological process (GO): fatty acid elongation, monounsaturated fatty acid; sphingolipid biosynthetic process; fatty acid elongation, saturated fatty acid
Cellular component (GO): endoplasmic reticulum membrane
Molecular function (GO): fatty acid elongase activity
Source: RefSeq, a predicted model, not a curated record
AUGGCCGAGACACGCGGAUUCCCGCCUGUGACUUUGCCGCUGCAGGUGCAGCUGAACACGACUAAAGUCCCAGUGGUCUACGCGUACGAGUUGGCGUUUGAACGAAGCUUUGACCACGAAUGGGGUGUGGGGUUAUUCCAGCAGUACUGGACCAUCGGGUUUCCACUGAGUGCCAUCUACGGAGUGCUGAUCUUAGCGGGACAAUGCGGUGGGGUAUAUCGGGCUAGCGGUUUGUGGGCCUGGCUCUUCGCCGUCAGCAAACUGGUGGAGUUUGGAGACACAGCCUUCAUCGUGCUUCGCAAGCAGAACCUCAUGUUCCUACACUGGUAUCACCACAUCACGGUGCUCCUGUACACGUGGUUCAGCUAUGCCUACUACACGUCCACCGGGAGGUGUUUUCUGCUCAUGAACUACACGGUACACGCGUUCAUGUACACUUACUACGCCCUCAAAGCAUCUCGUAUCGUGCUCAUCCCUCGCAGGGUCAGUUUCUGCAUCACCGUGCUCCAAAUCACGCAGAUGUUCACGGGAAUUCUCGUCAAUCUGUACGCUCACGUCGUGCUGAAGCGAGGCGACGUAUGCGCAGUCAGCCGGCGCAACUUGGAGGCGUCUUUCUUCAUGUACGUCAGCUACUUUGUGCUCUUUGCGCACUACUUCUACCGGGCCUACUUUGUCAAAAAGAGGAGAAACUGGCUAGCAAACUUCAUCCCAUCGAUGGACAGGGGCAAACAAGCAAACAGGACAUUCUCGAUGUACAACACCAGGCUGAACUUAAGAAAAUUCGAUAAUAACGUCAUUUUAAUUUAAAUUUAGUUAAAAUUUAGUUUUACAUUCGCAAGUACUACUCGAGGCUGAUCAUUUAAUUAACUAAAGUAAAAUGCGAUUUUAAGAUUUUUUAUCAGUGUGUCAGGAUUUUGCAGAUCGUUCAGCCGUAUUUUUUUUUAAUGUGGCUUGAUCCUGACAUGCAAUGCACUUAGUUAAUACAAGUUAUCUA